CAAAGACUCGAGACACCAUGGCGUUCAACUUUGCUGGGCCGAAGCGCAAGAUGCAGGAGUGCGACAAGAUCCUCACAUCCAAGGGCAUGCUCUGGGAGAUGGAGGACGCCGUUAUCGACGGGCAGAAGCACAAGGUCUGGAAGAAUCAACCACCCACCUGGCGUGCCUUCUUCCUGGCCAAGUUUGAGGAGUACCUCGACCGUCCGUUCAUCUCUGCGCCGACCCCCGAGCCGAGCGACUUCUACGCACGCGAGGACUUCAGCUACCGCCAGAUCAGGGACCUGUCGCUUGCGGCCGCGGCGUGGCUGCGCACCGAGCUCGGCGUUUUCAAGGGCAGCUAUGUCGGCAUCGGCGGCCAGAACUCGUCCGACUGGGUCAUCUGGUACGUCGCGAUCCACCUCCUCGGAGCUGUGCCGGUUAUCAUCAAUGCCACCUGGAAUGCCGAGGUCAUGGCCCACAGCCUGGGCAUCGCACCGCCCAUGGCCAUCGUUGCGUCCGACGAGAUCGCCGGCGUGCUGAGCCCCCUCAUGCCCGAGCUCGCGCGCAAGGGCGUCGGUAAGCUCUACUGCUGGCAGGACGUCGCACAUCUCCCCGUCAACGCUCGCCAGGGCAUCACUGUGAUCCCCAAGAUCAAGCCGAGCGCCAGCGUGGUUGCCGACAUCGUUGCUGGCCGUGGCGGUGGCCUCGAGACCCUUCACACCGACGACGACGGCACCAUCUUCUACACCUCGGGCACGACCGGCUACCCCAAGGCCGUGCUUUCGAGCCAGCGCGCGGCGCUGCACAACGUCGUGUCGUGUCUCAUCCCCUACGGCCGUGCUCUGCUCCGUGCCGGCGCGUCGCUCCAGGAGAUGGGCGAGAUCCUCACCCCCAAGGCUGAGCAGUCGAUCGUCCUUGUCGCCAUCCCCUUCUUCCACGUAUCGGCCGUCGAGGGCUGGCUCAUCCGUAUCUUCCUCAGCGGAUGGAAGAUGAUCCUCAUGCGCCGCUGGAGCACCAAGGAUGCUAUCACCCUCGUCAAGGAGCACAAGAUCAGUGUCAUUGGCGGUGUGCCCGCCAUUGUCCAGAGCAUCAUCCAGUCGCCCUUGUUGCCCAAAGACCACGUCUUCGAGGGUGUCAGCUACGGCGGUGCCCCUCCGCCCGAGCGCAUGCCUGGCGACGUCAACAAGCUGUGGCCCACUGCCGCCAUCCUCCAGGGUUACGGCAUGACCGAGACGAGCGCCAUGCACACGUCCAACGCCCUCACCGACUACCUCGAAUACCCGAGCAGUGUCGGCCCUGCGGUCCCCAUCUGCGGCCUCAAGAUUGUCGACCAGAACACGGGCAAGGAGCUUGGUGUCGGCAAGCCGGGGCUCAUCCUCAUGCGCGGCCCGAACAUCAUGAAGUCAUACCUCAACAACCCGGAGGCGACCAGGAAGACGAUCGACGCCGAGGGGUGGCUCGACUCCGGAGACAUCGGUUACGUCAACGACGAGGGCUUCCUGUUCAUCGGCGACCGAGCCAAGGACAUCAUCAUCCGCGGAGGCGAGAACAUCGCCUCGGCCGAGGUCGAGAACGCCCUCUACCUCGACAGCCGUAUCGCCGAAGCGGCGGCCGUCCCCGUCCCUGACCCCAUCCUGGGCGAGCGCGUCGGCGUGGCCAUCUCCCUCGCGCCAGGGGCCACCGCCACCUCGGAGGACAUCAUCAAGACGGUCAGCCCAAGGUUGCGGUACCCCGCGCGCCCAGUGAUCGUCGUGGUUUCGGGCGACCUGUUGCCACGCAACGCCAACGGCAAGCUCCUCAAAACCGAGAUCAAGAAGAUUGUCCAGGCAGAAUGGAAGGCGCACCAUGCCAACGGCGAAGUCAAGGCCAGGCUCUAG
Vanrija pseudolonga is the source of this 1856-nucleotide messenger RNA. RefSeq names its product putative 4-coumarate--CoA ligase 3 (gene 4CL3). Bases 18 to 1856 code for a protein of 612 amino acids. The record is from RefSeq and is a predicted model, not a curated record. Lineage: Eukaryota; Fungi; Basidiomycota; Tremellomycetes; Trichosporonales; Trichosporonaceae. Gene Ontology annotation, molecular function: CoA-ligase activity. The transcript has 12 exons. Gene Ontology annotation, biological process: secondary metabolic process.